Molecule: messenger RNA, 2220 nt
Organism: Penicillium cataractarum
Lineage: Eukaryota; Fungi; Ascomycota; Eurotiomycetes; Eurotiales; Aspergillaceae
Product: putative AP-1 adaptor complex subunit beta
Exons: 7
Coding region: 1-2220 (739 amino acids)
Biological process (GO): intracellular protein transport; vesicle-mediated transport
Cellular component (GO): membrane coat
Molecular function (GO): clathrin binding
Source: RefSeq, a predicted model, not a curated record
AUGGCGAUGAAUAAGAUCCGCGGCGCCUUUGCGGUGCCCCGGAAAGGAGAGACGUUUGAACUGCGAGCUGGCCUGGUGUCUCAGUAUGCCUACGAACGGAAAGAGUCUAUUCAGAAGACGAUCAUGGCCAUGACCCUGGGCAAGGAUGUUUCGGCUCUUUUCCCCGAUGUUCUGAAGAACAUUGCUACUGCGGACCUGGAGCAGAAGAAACUCGUCUACCUCUACCUCAUGAACUACGCCAAAUCACACCCCGAUCUUUGCAUUCUCGCCGUCAAUACCUUCGUCCAAGACUCGGAAGACCCGAACCCCCUAAUCCGAGCCCUGGCAAUUCGCACUAUGGGCUGCAUUCGUGUGGACAAGAUGGUGGAUUACAUGGAGGAACCACUUCGCAAGACCCUUCGCGACGAGUCGCCCUACGUGCGCAAGACCGCUGCCAUCUGCGUUGCCAAGUUGUUCGACCUGAACCCCUCCAUGUGCCUCGAAAACGGAUUCUUGGAGAUGCUGCAGGAGAUGAUCGGUGACCCCAACCCCAUGGUGGUGGCCAAUUCCGUGACUGCGCUAUCGGAAAUUCACCACACGGCCCCCGAGACGCAAGCUUUGCAGGUGACUGCCAACACACUACGGAAAAUGCUCAUGGCUUUGAACGAGUGCACGGAGUGGGGUCGGGUAACCAUCCUCUCAACGCUAGCAGAGUAUCGGGCGGCCGAUGUGAAGGAGUCGGAGCACAUUUGUGAACGUGUUGCGCCUCAGUUCCAGCAUGUCAACGCCAGUGUUGUUCUUGCGGCUGUCAAGGUCGUCUUCUUGCACAUGAAGUAUGUCGGACCCGAGUUAGCUAAGAACUAUCUUAAGAAGAUGGCCCCCCCGCUAGUGACUUUGGUCUCUUCGGCACCCGAGGUGCAAUAUGUGGCUUUGCGAAACAUCGACCUUUUGCUGCAGAAACAACCUGAUAUUCUGAAUAAGGAACUCCGUGUGUUCUUCUGCAAGUACAACGACCCGCCUUAUGUCAAGUUCCAGAAGCUGGAGAUUAUGGUUCGGAUAGCAAACGAUCGCAACGUGGAUCAGCUUCUGGCUGAGUUGAAGGAAUACGCUCUGGAGGUUGACAUGGACUUUGUCCGUCGCGCCGUCAAAGCGAUUGGCCAGGUUGCCAUUAAGAUUGAGAGUGCUAGCGAAAAAUGCGUCAACACCUUGUUGGAUUUGAUCAACACCAAGGUGAACUACGUCGUUCAGGAGGCUAUCGUUGUGAUUAAGGAUAUUUUCCGGAAAUACCCUGGUUAUGAGGGUAUCAUCCCCACUCUGUGCAAGUGCAUUGACGAGUUGGACGAGCCUAAUGCCCGCGCCGCUUUGAUCUGGAUUGUGGGUGAGUACGCCGAGAAGAUCAGCAAUGCUGGUGACAUUCUCGGUGGCUUCGUGGAUGGCUUCAAUGAAGAGUUCGCGCAAACUCAAUUGCAGAUCCUUACUGCUGUGGUCAAACUCUUCCUCAAGCGGCCCGAGAAGGCACAGGGUCUCGUCCAGCGCGUGCUUCAGGCUGCCACCGCCGAGAAUGAUAACCCUGAUGUCCGUGACCGAGCCUAUAUCUACUGGCGUUUGCUCUCCAACACAAGCGACCAGAACGCUACCAAGAACAUUGUCCUCUCGGAGAAGCCCCCAUCCUCAUUACCGCCCACUCUCUUGGAACAACUCCUCCAGGAGCUCUCUACCCUUUCUUCCGUGUACCACAAGCCCCCAGAGCAAUUCGUUGGACAAGGCCGCUUCGGUGCCGAUGCUGUUCAACGGGCCGCUAUCGAGGAACAACUCCAAAACGCGCGCGAGAACCCCUUGGCUGCCGCGGCCGCAGCCGCUGUCAGCGGCACCGCACCUGCGCAGGCGCAAAGCAACGUCGAGAAUCUGCUGGACAUCGAUUUCGACGGCGGUGCCCCGGCCUCGGCCCACAAGGAGCCUUCUGGCGAGAUGUCCGGAUUGGAAGGUCUGGCAGGUACUCCUGUCCGAGUGCAAUCUCCCGCGGCUGGUGCUCCUGCACCCCAGGCCAGCAACAACCUCGACGAUCUCCUGGGAGUCUUUGGCGACUCUGGUCCUUCCCAACCCUCGUCCAGCGGGGCCAAUGGCGGUGCUGCAGCUGACUUGAUGAAUGGUUUCUCCGGUCUCGAUCUCUCUGGCCACGCUUCCCCUCCCACACAGAGCCAACCCCAGAAAUCCAGCCAAGAUAUCAUGGAUCUCCUUUAA